CUUCCCCCACCCCCUCUCUCUACAAAUAAUUUUGUCCCAGGAAUAAUUUUCUCGGGUAAAUUGAAUUUUUCUCUCUGAUUGCAUCAAUCCCUAAGCAGGAAUUUUCCUGAAUUUUCCCUCACUUUCCAUCGUUUUCUCUCUCGCUUUCCCCCUCCCUCCUCCCCGCUCGCCACCACCUCGGUUCUUUUUCUCGGAGCGCGAUAAAUUCUUCAAUUCCAUAGAUUUUCACAUUGGCGGCUACAUUCCCGAUCCUCUUCGUUCGCUUCACAACUCUCCAAAAAUCGCUUGUGUAUAUAUAUAGAAACCGCGGUCCCGAAGUGAUCGAGGUGCAACUCCGUAAGCUUCGUCUUUUGAAUCCUAGGGUUCGGCGAUCUUGUGUCCGGGGUGCUCUCUGUAUGUGGUUUUUUUUUGCUUCGAGUCGUUGUGGAUGAGAGCUUGGUGUAGGAUUCGAUGAACAUGGACAUUGUGGCUGGCGAUGUCGCGGCUCUGGACGCGGACCUGUUGCAACUCGGCGAGCUGUCCCCCCUGGCUCUCAAAUCUAACCCUAACUUCGUCGACAAAAUCUUCGACCAGUGGCUCUCACUUCCCGAGACCAAUCGCCUGGUGACAUCAUUGCUUAAUGAUGCAAAGGCAGGUCAUCCUCUGAAUGCCCUUGGAAAUUCUUCUUCUGCAACUACUUCUGCAAGCAAUUCACUACCUUCACUAUUUCCUGCUGGCAGUGCGCCUCCACUUUCUCCAAGAAGUACUUCUGGUUCUCCUCGCACGACAAAGCAGAGAGCUGUUCCUUCCAAUUUAGGCUCUCCCUUGAAAGUAGUGAGUGAGCCAGUCAGAGAAAUAAUCCCCCAGUUUUACUUUAAGAAUGGUCAACCCCCUCCAGUUGAACUGAAAGAACAAUGUUUGUAUAGAAUCAAUCAUUUUUUCUAUGGUCGUUCAGAAGGAUUGCAGAUAAAUGAGUUCAAGCUUGUAACUCGGGAAAUAUGCAAGCUGCCAUCAUUCUUCUCAACAUCUCUGUUCCGAAAAAUUGAUGUUAACGGUACUGGAUUUGUGAUGAGGGAUGCAUUUAUUGAUUAUUGGGUCACUGGCAAUAUGUUGACAAAGGAUAUACCUACUCAGAUAUUUACUAUUUUGAAGCAACCAGAGCUCAGACAUCUUACUCAGGAUGACUUUAGACCUGUGCUUCAAGAACUUUUGGCCACUCAUCCAGGUCUGGAGUUUUUGCAAAGCACGCCUGAGUUUCAGGAUAGAUAUGCUGAAACUGUAAUAUACCGAAUAUUUUACUACAUAAAUAGGUGUGGAAAUGGGCAACUUACCCUGAGGGAGCUGAAACGUGGAAACUUAAUUGAUGCAAUGCAACAUGCUGAUGAAGAAGAAGAUAUCAACAAAGUAUUGAGGUAUUUCUCUUAUGAGCAUUUCUAUGUAAUAUACUGCAAGUUCUGGGAGCUGGACGCGGAUCACGAUUUCUUAAUUGACAAGGAGAACCUUAUUAGAUAUGGUAACCAUGCGUUGACUUACCGAAUAGUCGACAGGAUAUUUUCUCAGGUUCCGAGGAAGUUUACGAGCAAAGUUGAAGGAAAGAUGGGAUAUGAAGAUUUUGUUUACUUCAUAAUAUCUGAGGAGGAUAAGUCAUCUGAGCCUAGUCUUGAAUAUUGGUUCAAGUGCAUAGAUUUGGAUGGCAAUGGAGUUUUAACAAGGAAUGAAAUGCAAUUCUUUUAUGAGGAACAGUUGCAUCGAAUGGAAUGCAUGGCACAAGAACCAGUUCUUUUUGAGGAUAUUUUGUGCCAGAUCAUUGACAUGAUUGGACCUGAGAAUGAGAGUUACAUCACACUACAUGAUCUGAAAGGUUGUAAACUCUCUGGAAGUGUUUUCAAUAUCCUAUUCAACCUCAAUAAAUUUAUGGCCUUUGAAACUCGUGAUCCAUUUCUGAUUCGUCAGGAGAGGGAGAACCCUACCUUGACUGAGUGGGAUCGCUUUGCGCACAGAGAAUAUAUUAGGCUGUCAAUGGAAGAAGAUGUCGAAGAUGCAUCCAAUGGAAGUGCAGAAGUUUGGGAUGAAUCACUUGAGGCUCCCUUCUGAGACCACCUAGGUUAUGAAUAGAAGCUUCGAUCGUUCCCCAGGCUAGUUGCUGGGCUGGGCUGAGGAGUCGUCCCUGCGAAACUCAACCAGAAGUGGCUGUGCAUCCAUCAGAACUCAAACUUGGUGUCAGCUGUUUGGUCUUAUCUUGGAUUUCCCUUCAGAAGAUGGCCUUUGGUUUAUUUUUUUGUGUUAGCUGACUGAUAGCGCGGUACUAACAGUGGAGUAUUUCGGAGCAUCAUAGCUUGAGGGCAAAGUUUCUUCCAAGGUGUAAGCAGAGAGAGUUUAAGUGUGUAAAGACCCAAAAGGGGUAGUCCAGGAGACAUCGAGUUUCUAUUCUUAUGUGUAUGGUAUGUCAUUUUUUGCCCUAUGGUAGUGGGUUGGUCAUCCCUUCUUGAGCAUAGGUUGUUGCUUAAGCAAAACUUAAGUGUGUUUGUUCGUUUACCGAGUGUUAAGUAGGUAGGCACAUUUUUGUCUUUUUAGAGUCCAAUCUUUUAGCAAAUUUUGUUCAUAUAUUGAUAAUUAAUAACUUAUUAGAUGAUGCGACGGUUUUGAUUGAA
Messenger RNA from Rhodamnia argentea, 2630 nucleotides. Its product is annotated as serine/threonine protein phosphatase 2A regulatory subunit B''beta-like. Gene Ontology annotation, biological process: protein dephosphorylation. Gene Ontology annotation, molecular function: protein phosphatase regulator activity; calcium ion binding. Bases 451 to 2073 code for a protein of 540 amino acids. The transcript is spliced from 13 exons. Lineage: Eukaryota; Viridiplantae; Streptophyta; Magnoliopsida; Myrtales; Myrtaceae. The record is from RefSeq and is a predicted model, not a curated record. Gene Ontology annotation, cellular component: protein phosphatase type 2A complex.